This is a messenger RNA of Pangasianodon hypophthalmus (striped catfish), 2482 nucleotides long. RefSeq names its product family with sequence similarity 49 member Bb (gene cyribb). Gene Ontology annotation, biological process: positive regulation of T cell activation; regulation of actin filament polymerization. Lineage: Eukaryota; Metazoa; Chordata; Actinopteri; Siluriformes; Pangasiidae. Bases 536 to 1714 code for a protein of 392 amino acids. The record is from RefSeq and is a predicted model, not a curated record. The transcript has 13 exons. Gene Ontology annotation, molecular function: small GTPase binding.
GUAGUAGACCAUCAUGCGUGUGUUUGCUAUGAACGCCAGCAGCAGGACAGUUGAGCAGAUAUUCAGCACGAGACCUUAUUUACUGUAAACAGUCGUAGUCAGUGCCUGAUAGAGAGAGAGAGAGAUAGAGAGAGAGAGAGAGCGAGAAAGAGACUUUACUGUUAUGCUUUUUAAUGGCUCGUUGCUUUUGAACCUGUUCAUGAUAGUGCGAUGACGUUUCACCAACCCGGAAAUAGCAGUUAGACAGCUAAGAGAGAGAAGUAAAUCAGUCUUCCCGAAGCUUAGGCGUCGGAACUGGACUUCUAAACGUCUCUCGCACAUUUACACGUCAAGUGUGAGUUGCAGUGCAGGACUGCGACCUUGGCCAAGUGCCUGGGUGGCUCUUCCUCCCCUCACCUUCCUCUGCUCAUCUGCUGGGAGCUGAGUUUAAGCUGUAAGCAGACACGCACGGUUGGCACGAGGCACCGAAGCACAGGGAUUCCCGUAACUCACAUGCACUGUGUGGGUGUGUGUGUGGCAAGGCUUGCGGUUGGUGAUGACAUCUGGUAGGGUGUUCUCGGGCAGGAAAACCACACAGCCUGUCUGGAGAGGGGCAAAGAGGGGGAAGGUGGCAGAGUGGCACAUCUGGGUCCUGGCACCACUUGGUGAGAGAGAAAACGACAAAGCAAAAAAGGCGCCACAUUUUGGAUGGGAGACUCAAGAGGUCAUAAUAUGCCUCGGUCCACUUGUACCUGUCAUGGGGAACCUCCUAAAAGUUUUGACGUGUACAGACCUUGAUGAAGAGCCCAACUUCUUCCUCGAUUUUGAAAAUGCACAGCCCACGGAUGCAGAGCGAGAGACAUGGAAACAAGUGGAUGUGGUCCUAAAGGAUGCUCGAGCGGUUCUCGAUGAACUUCAAUCCUAUAACGGAGCUGUGAAGGAGAUAAGAGAGGCAAUCCAGAACCCCAGUGAUGAGGCGUUGCAGGACCAGGCUUGGACUGCGGUCCUGCCCCUUGUGGGCAAACUCAAAAAGUUCUAUGAGUUCUCUCAGAGAUUAGAAGCAGCACUGCACAGCCUGUUAAGAGCCCUGACCAAUGAGACGUACAGUGACGCCACACAGCACCUGGAGCGCGAGCAGGCCCUUGCCAAGCAGUUUGCUGAGAUCCUGCAUUUCACACUCCGCUUUGACGAACUGAAGAUGACAAAUCCUUCCAUCCAGAACGACUUUAGUUACUACAGGAGGACUCUGAACCGUAUGAGAAUUAAUAAUGUCCCAGCAGAAGGAGAAAACGAGGUCAACAACGAGCUAGCCAAUAGAAUAUCUCUAUUUUAUGCAGAUGCCACACCCAUGCUGAAGACUUUGAGUGAUAGCACAACAAAGUUUGUAUCUGAGAACAAGAACUUGCCUAUUGAGAACACGACAGAUGUGUUGAGCACCAUGGCAAGUGUGUGCAAAGUCAUGCUAGAGACACCUGAGUACCGUAGCCGUUUCAGCAGUGAGGCCACUGUGUCGUUCUGUUUGCGCGUCAUGGUGGGCGUCAUCAUCCUCUAUGACUAUGUACAUCCUGUUGGUGCUUUCGCAAAAUCCUCCAAAAUAGACAUGAAAGGAUGCAUUAAAGUUCUCAGAGAUCAGCCCCCAAACAGUGUGGAAGGCUUAUUAAAUGCUCUCAGGUACACGACAAAGCAUCUGAAUGACGAAUCGACUGCUAAGACCAUUAAAAGCAUGUUGCAGUAAGCAGCAGCUCGGGGAUACACACCACUGGCCUCACACAAGUGUUCAGGGGACACACUCCCUCCCGAGCAACAGCAAUGCACAGAAUGUUUUUCCCUUUUUUUUUAAGUCAAAAUCAGACAUACCAGUAGGACUCUUAACUCUUUUUUAAAAGUGCAUGCUAUUGGCAUUUGGUGUUUCUUUUUGUGCCAAAUCACUUUUUGCUAAAAUCUUGGUUUUAACACAUACAGCCAUACUUAUGAUGGCAGCUAUGUUAUGGAAAAAAAAAUAUUUUUGUGAUUAUUAGAAUAAUUUUGUUUCCCUAUAAACGGGAGGGAGAGUGUUUUUGACUUGAAAAUUAAAAAAAAAACAUACAGUAUAUUGACAGAGAAAUAUAAAUAUAUAUUUUAUUUUGUUUGAAUUAAUAUUUAAUAUCAUGUCCUCUGCAUGACAUAAUGUCGUAUUUAAGGAAAAAACAAAAAUAACAACUAGUGUUUCAAAAUUGUCUGACUGCUUGGUUGUGUGCAAGUUCCAAAAAAAAAAAAAAAGAAUUUAAAUUAUGUUUUGCUAUUAAAAUGGUACUAGUCAAAACUGAGGUUUUCAAAUGGUAGUAAUGUUUAAAUUUUAUAUUUUUUAUAGGUUUUGAUUUAUGAUUUUUCAUGGCUGUGAUUGUUUUUCUCCUUUGAAAACUAGCUUAACCAUUUCUGGUGAAUUAAAAAGUGAGUUCUUGAUGUAUGAUUACAUGAAAUGUGAUGUUUAAAAAACAAUUAAAAGAUGCUUUCAUUUUUGUAA